AUGUUUUCGACGUCCAGAAGCGAGCCAUCAAGGAUACUGGCUCUGUUCGUCAUAGCAUCCACUCUCUCCAUCAGCGUCUUUGGUGCCGCCUGUACUACAGCUACUGUCGGGCAACCCUUUUCAACUUGCUUCGAUAUCUACACGAACGCAGGCUUAACUGCUGCUCAGUUCGCUGCUGAUAACCCAGGCCUGGAUUGCUCACGGCUGCAACUUGGACAAAAGGUGUGCAUCUCGUCUGGGACGCUUCCUUCUAAUACACCGUCACCAUCACCCAAUGGUACAUGUGCCGAAUAUACGGUCGUUUCUGGCGACUUUUGUGCUGCCAUUGCUACGAAAUUCGGCAUCACGGUGGACCAAAUUGAGGCGUUUAACGCGAAGACGUUCCAAUGGAAAGGCUGCAGCGCUUUGCAAGUCGGCUUCACGAUGUGCGUAUCACCGGGAAACCCGCCACCAAUAUCCAUUUCGAACUGCUUCGCUCCAACACUCCCUUCGUGUUCCACUUCACGAUCGAUGCGUAAAGUCGCGUACUAUGCUGGGUUUGGCGAUCGGCGUCCUUGUGGUAUCAACAUAGCGCCGGACGAUAUUGACUGGACCCCAUACACGCACGUUCACUUUGCGUUCGCGACUAUUACUCAAGGCCUGCAGAUCCAGCUGGACGACGCUGAUGUACCCUUGCUGAAGCGGCUCGUCGCUCAGAAGGGAAAUCAUCCUCAGCUCAAGGUCAUCAUCGCUGUUGGCGGCUGGGACUUCUCUGAAUCCCAGCCGACGCGAGACCUAUUUUCUCUUGUGAUAUCUUCUGCGCCCAAUAGGAACACAUUCAUCACCUCCGUUGCUUCUUUUCUUUCUGAAUUUGGGGUCGACGGAAUUGAAUACCCGGGUGCCAUAGAACGUAAUGCUCCUGCGACUGAUACGCCGAACCUUACUGCAUUCUUCAAGGACCUCAGAACAGCGCUCCCCACCCAGAUUAUCUCUUGUGCCGCUCCGGCGGGUUAUUGGUUCCUCCAAGGAUUCGAGAUCAACAAGAUCACUAGCAGCGUGUCGUAUAUCAACAUGAUGUCGUAUGACUACCAUGGCCAGUGGGAUACCAACGUCGCCGGUCAAGACCCCGUUACAAAUCCCCACACCUCCAUCCUCGACAUGCGAGAUAGCGCACUGCUUUACGUCCGAGCUGGGAUUGACCUUUCCAUGGGUCUGGCGUUCUACGCAAGGACUUACCAGCUGGCUAAUUCGGGGUGUAAAGGAUACGGUUGCACGAUGGUCGGCGGUGGUGCACCGGGGCCUUGCUCUGCUGCUGCGGGAAUUCUCACUCAGUUCGAAGUUGAUGCCUUGGUAAAGACUGGCAUAACUCCGACUCUAGACAUUGCAAGCGAAACAUAUUGGUUCGACAAUCAAGGUUCGCUCGUCACAUUUGACCAAUCAGAUACUUGGGCCGCCAAGUCACAGUUCGCUGCGACCACUUGCUUUGGCGGGACGUUUAUUUGGUAG
Messenger RNA from Pleurotus ostreatus (oyster mushroom), 1485 nucleotides. RefSeq lists its product as uncharacterized. The transcript has 17 exons. The coding region runs from base 1 to 1485 and encodes 494 amino acids. Gene Ontology annotation, molecular function: chitin binding. NCBI's taxonomy places the organism in Eukaryota, Fungi, Basidiomycota, Agaricomycetes, Agaricales, Pleurotaceae. Gene Ontology annotation, biological process: carbohydrate metabolic process. The record is from RefSeq and is a predicted model, not a curated record.